Fukomys damarensis (Damara mole-rat) is the source of this 2010-nucleotide messenger RNA. RefSeq names its product RNA binding motif protein 11 (gene Rbm11). Lineage: Eukaryota; Metazoa; Chordata; Mammalia; Rodentia; Bathyergidae. The transcript has 5 exons. Bases 310 to 684 code for a protein of 124 amino acids. The record is from RefSeq and is a predicted model, not a curated record.
AGGCUGCCUGGGCCCGAAGUCCUGAAACAGGGCAGAAAUCAGCUCUGUCACUGUCUUCAGGCGGCUGGACCACUAACCAAAGUGACUAUAUGCAAAGACAGAGAAGGAAAGCCAAAGUCCUUUGGGUUUGUCUGCUUUAAGCACCCUGAAUCGGUGUCAUAUGCAAUAGCUUUGCUGAAUGGAAUUCGUUUAUAUGGAAGACCAAUUAAUGUGCAGUAUCGAUUUGGGAGUUCUCGCUCUUCUGAACCAGCUAACCAGAGUUUUGAGAGCUGUGUAAAGAUAAAUUCACAUAGCUACAGGAAUGAAGAAAUGGUGGGCAGAUCUUCCUUUCCCAUGCAUAUGUUUCCAAUUAAUAAUACUGAUUUACCUCAAGAAUAUUUUUUCUUUCAGAAGAUGCAGUGGCAUGCACAUAAUCCAGCGCUGCACCUUCCUUAUUAUGAGAUGACGGCUCCACUUCCAAAUAAUGCAUCUGGGUCUUCUGCACUAAAUCAUGUUCCAGAGCCAGAGGCUGGACCCAGCUCUUAUGGAUGGACCCAUCAACAGCCAAGUGACUGUGACCAUUACCAGAUGAAUAAAAGAAAGAGACAAAGGCAAACCAGUGAUAGUGACAGUAGCACAGAAAAUAAUAGAGGAAAUGAAUAUAACCAAAAAUUCCGAAAACACAAGAAAAAGAAAAGAUAUUAAUAUCAUCAGGUGAAAUAUGUCUAUACUGGUUUUCUCUUUAAAAAAAAAAAAGAUCUGUAUUUUACCAAAUGACCAAUUUCUUGGUUUUCUUGUCUUCUUUGAAAAAUAUAACACUAUGAUGUAACCAAUGUGCUAUUUAAUUUUAACUUUAAAUACAAAAGUUUUUUUUAAAUAAUUUAAUGGCCUACAUUUUGUACUUGUGCAAUUUUUGACCAAUUGUUGAUAUGAAGUGCACUUCAUCAUUUUAUGUUAUGCUGCUGAUGAAAUUUUGCUAUUAUUAGGUCACCUACUGAACAUUAUGUAUUAGGCACCAUGCUCGCUGUAGAUUGUCACUGUAGCCUUCAACUAUAAAUAAGCUGGGAUUAGAACUGGAGCAGUGGAUUUGUUGAAAAAAACUAAUGCAAACAUUUAAAAGCUUCAUGUUGUGCCUGAUGAAUGUGUAAUAAGCAAGCUUUCGUUCCUUUUGUUAAUAACAUUUUAUUUUUAUGCCUAAUAUAUUAUUUCUGAGCCUUACUCUCCUUCAGGUUUUUUUUUAUAGCAUAAGAACAUAUGACAGUGACAGUGAUACCAGAGGAAAAAUAUUAUCAUGGUAGUAGAUUUUGUGUCAUUCCCUUUUUGUAUGAUUUAAAUAGGGAUAUAUGCCUUUUAUUUCUCAUUCAUUUGUAUCAUGAAAAUUGGUCAGCUAUGUUAAUAUUUAUUAUCUACCUCUUUUGCCAGCAUGGCUUGAGAGGAUAUAUUUAAUGUAUUUAAAUCUUGGUAAUGUUCAAGUAAAUAGAAUGAGGUUUGAUUAAUAUGCAAUACAUAUCAAGGGGCCCAUUUUGGGCUCACUUAUUUUAAAAUGUAAAACAGGUUAUAUGUAAAAUAAAUGGUUCAUCUGGACAUUCUUGUUAUUUUAUAGCUCAUCAUAUGGAAUGUGAAAAGCACAUAUUUAUUAAAAUGAAUUGAAAGAAUUAAGCAAUUCCAUUGGGAGUUAACCAAUGAAUUCAGUAGGAAAACUGUGUUUGAAAGUCUGAGAACAUAUUACAGCACUUCAUAAGCAUUUAGUACUUAAAAGAAUAAAGAUAUAUUUCAACCCAGGUAGUAACUACACUUAACUCGUUUAUACAUAUAUAAUAUGGUGGAGCUUAAAUGGGAAUAUUAGUCUAUUUCCAUCUAAUCAAUAUAAAACUAGAUUCUCCUCUAUAUAACUUUGUAUUCAUAUACUUAAAUAUUCAACCUGGAAGAUUUUUUUCUUUAUAAAUUCACAUUUUUGCAGUUUGAAUCAUGCUGAAAUGAAAGAUGUGAUCCUGUGUAAUAAGAAAAUAGCAUUUCAUUAAAGAUAUAAAU